GAUAGAUGGAGAGGUGAAGAUGAAUGAAUGAGACUGAACACAGUAAGGAUGUUAAGAGAAGAGAUGGAAAGGUUAUAACUCAGAAAUGAUGAAAUGAUGAAAGAAGGCAAUGGAAACGGAAGUCCCGGCGAAGGUGUGUAUGUGUGUGUACCGCUAGGAGGCGGGUUGCAUGGGGGAGACAUGUGCCGACAACGAAAGUGGAGGCAGGGGCAUGUUUCCCCUGGCAGCAAUAUAGUUAGGAUAAGAAGUAAUUGUAAAAGAAUGUAUAGGGGUGGAUUGCUCCCUUAAAAGCGCCUUAUAACCCCAAGGGUAAUAAAGUAUCUAAUCUAAUUAGUUAAAAUAGUUAUAAGAGUAGUAUAGGUAGAGGAAAAAAAUAUAUAUAACUAAAUAGCAGGCGAGAGCAAAUAUAUUUUUCUUUUCUUUUGUAAUUUACCAAAUGUAAAUUUGCGGUGUAUUCAGGCCUAGUUCGGGACGAAUUAUAACCGUCAAAUAAUUGGACCAUAUUUCUUUGAAGAAACUAUCAACGGACAAGUCUAUCUUAGGAUCCUCAAAACAUAUUUGUACGGCGUUUUGGAAGUUAUGUCACUUGACCAAAGAAGAAAUUUAUGGUUUCCACAGGAUGGUGCUCCACCUCAUUAUGUUAUAUCAGUCCGAAAUUGGUUGGACCAACAUUUUCACAACAGGUGGAUAGGACGUGGUGGACCAGUAACGUGACCUCCGAGAUCACCUGAUUUUUCUGCCUGCGACUUUUUUCUUUGGGGCUAUUUGAAACAGAUAGUUUUUGAAAUACCAGUGGAAAAUGUUAACCAACUACGUACGAGGAUUAUAGGUGCAUGUACAAAAGUAAGUGAUAAGAUGUUGAAACGUGUAGAAUCAGAAUUUUUGAGAAGAUUGUAAAGUUGUAUUCUUAAUGACGGCGGACAUGUUGAAGGAAGGACUAAAUACAAAAUGUAUUAAAAUGUUCUUGUUAUGUUUAACUAAAUACACACAUUGAAAAAUGUAAAGAGUGUGAAUAAUAAAGGUUUUUUGUUAAUUUAUGACCUUGUAUGACCUUGAAUGACCUUCAAUUAUAGGUCAUUGUACUCGUCUUGGCACCCGCUAUCACACUAUAAAUAAAAAAGUACAGCAUCCCAUUUAAAAAACUUCAGAUGACAUUGAGAUUGUCCUCUAUACCUCCACUCACAAAAAAGCUAUUUGCACCAUAUUAUGCCCUCUUUCUAACCAAACAACUUUUGUUUGAACAACUUUUUUGUAUCUUUACUUUUCUACGAAAUAAUUAUGCGUAUCCACUUAAAUCAGACAUACUGUAUAACAGCUUCAUCUAGUGUCUAAAAGUUUUGACAUCAAUGUAGUCUAUCGCCGAAUACAUCAUAAAUACAAAUAUGCCUUCUAAAAAACUUUAAACUUUAAAGUAAAAAACUUUAAAUUAAAAAAUUAUCAACUUGUUACUUUCAGUUAAAUGCUGCUAAAGGUAGCCGUAAAACAAUUCCGAGAGAUAGAAGAAUGGCAUUAUAAACUGACAAAUUGUAUGACGUCUUAUUUUUAAAAACUUCUAUAUUUAUCAAUAAUCGUUGUGACAAUGUUUUGCAAUUUUAAACUAAUUUCGCGGUGAAUUAUACCACAGGAUAUGAACUAGUCGUAAUUUUGGGUCUUUCGAUAUAAUCUAUAUACAUAUACAUACUGAUACUGAUAGACUGAUAAAACAUUAUUUAUUUGAAGAGACAUAAUUUAUAAAUAAUUGCUUUUUGCUUAUCAAUGUAACGUCAUACCUCGUUUGCCUUGAUAUAUAUUACUAACAUAUGCGUAUAAGUAUUCCAGUAUAAGCUUUCUGUUCAUGGGAUUCAAUUGGUCAUUAGAAUCUAUAUUCGAAACUUGAAUUAAAAUUUUUGCUAGUAUACGCACUCUGUUACUUCUUAGAAGAUGUUAACAUCAGUGCAUUUCUGCCUUCUUUUGUUCCUUGCCACCAGAAUAAUAUACAGUCAAACAGCGUGUUCGUGCGAACUACCAAAUUCCGACUUCGCAAAUGGUGUUAACUUUAUCCAUUAUAAUUGCAAUAAUGUCACUCCUACGACAAUGACCUAUAACAUUACAGCGCCACAAGAUAUACUAGAUGUUUUAGAUCCUAAUAAACGUACAAUAUUUUAUGUCUUCGGAUUUAUGAAUACACCGACUGACAGCAAUGUUAAAACGAUGAUCAAAGCCCUUUGUUCUGGAAAUACCGAUAAUGUCGUGUUGUUGGAUUGGAGCAAGUAUAAUCAACACAUAGAUUAUCCACGUGUCUUUAAGAACGCCGAAAAAGUGGGAAGUUUAUUCGCUCGUAGUUUACAACUAUUUAAGGACGAGGGUUUCAACACAAGUACGAUUUAUAUUAUCGGGCACUCCGUAGGCGCUCAUAUAAGUGGUUUGGUUGGCUAUUGCACCAAUUUCACUAUACCUCGCAUUACAGGAUUGGAUCCAGCGAAUCGUCUCUGGUAUCCUUUUGGAUGCUAUCUCGCACCCACGGACGCGUCAUGGGUUGACGUUAUUCACACGGAUAGUGGUGAAUGGGGCACUCCCAAAUCUAUGGGAACAGCAGAUUAUUACGCAAACACUGGCACUGUUAUACAACCCGGUUGUCCAUUUAAUGCUUCAUCAGUAUUAAGCAUACUGUCUUGUAGCCAUCAAAUGUCAAUCGAGAUAUAUGCAGAAUCAAAAUAUGAACCUGACAAAUACGUAGCAAUGAGCUGUCCUUCUUUUGCUUCGUUUAUAUUCGGUCUUUGUAAGAAUAACGCAAAAACUGGUGUGGGAUAUGCAGCAUCGAAUGUGACUGGGAAAUAUUACUUCAAUACUACACACUCAUUACUCUAAAUGAUAACCGACCAUGCUGGUCGAUCUCAUUAAGUAGCAUGAUGAAUAUUUGUCCAUAGUAUUUAUAAUAUGAAUAAUGUGUGCAGUAUAUAAAAAGAAUAUCCCUCUAAAAAACCCUUACAAA
Molecule: messenger RNA, 2971 nt
Organism: Ooceraea biroi (clonal raider ant)
Lineage: Eukaryota; Metazoa; Arthropoda; Insecta; Hymenoptera; Formicidae
Product: lipase member H
Biological process (GO): activation of innate immune response; lipid catabolic process
Molecular function (GO): RNA binding; lipase activity; zinc ion binding
Source: RefSeq, a predicted model, not a curated record